CCGCUGCUGCGCUGUCGAGAGCUGCAACGCUGCUGGUCGGGAGCAGAAAAAAACCUGUUCCGUUCGUCUAGGAUUAGGCAUAUUAUACCCGUGGUUAUUGACAUAUUAUACCCGUGGUUAUUGACAACAAUUGACAUAUGGAUACUAUCGACACGAUAAUAACAUCAUCGUUGACAACCUGCUUAAACAUGUACCACUCAGACCACAGAGUCAAUUUCCCUGUCCUCUCCUUCAGCAUUCCAGGCCCUGGAACUUUGGGUUUAGCAUCUAACCACUGAACCAACUCCCUGUCCGAUACCCCUCCACAUAUCAUAUACCCCCUACCCCCGCACCCACACAGCUUUUCCCCCUGCCCCCUGUCUGAACCCCUAUACCCGGGUACACCCAGGGACCAUGGACAACCCCCCCAAGCUGUCUGGCGAGACCCUGAUCGUUCACCACAUCCCCCUGGUACACUGUCAGGUGACUGGUGGGCGGCAGGGCUGUGGUGGAGGAGGGGGGUCCCUGAAGAGAUCAAACCCUUUCAGCUACCCAGAAACCCUGAGCUUGAGCCGCACCACCUCCCUUCCUGAGCAGGAUGUACUCCAGAGGGAAGCCCUGGUAUACAGCAGCCUCAUCCAGACCUCCACAGGAGGAGGAGGAGAGGGAGAGGGAGGAGGAGGAGGAGGAGGAGGAGGAGGGAGAGGAGGCAGCACGGGGAGCGAUGAUUCGUCGGUGACAUCCAGUAACUGCGAGGAGCAGGUGAUGGUGAUGGUGGCCCACACUAUGCCCAGGGUGAAGCCAAGAGAACAGGUCAACAACCCACUCCGGCUCCGUCACAACCCUUUUCUGCUCAACACGGAGGAGGAUGAUGAUGAUGAGGAGGAGGAAGAGGAGGAAGAUGAUGGUGAUAACCUGAACGGUUACUUGGAAGACUCCUCCUUUCAUCUCCAUGGCGAUACAAACUCCGCCCUGGACGAGGAGGGAGACGGGAUUGCACCCUUUCACCUCCACGACCUGGGGUCCACCACACACAAGCCCUUCCUGUUGCACAGCACCCUGGGUAAGCACUCUUGGGGCUGCUCAGGGAGGCUGGACUCCCUUAGGGGCGUGUCCUCUGAUCUCUCCACCCACCUGGAGGGCCUGGACCUGCUGGGAUUGGACAGUCCACGUCGCCACGGCAGCAGUGGCUCCACCCUCUCCAUGGACUGCGGAGAGCAGGAGUGGGGUGAGGAUGAGGAGGAGGAAGAGGAUCAUCCAAUGAGGGGUGGGGGACGGGGCAAUAGCCAAGCUGACUCCUCCUCUGGCUCUGGUGCCGCCCACCAGCGCUGCUCCUGCUGCGGCCUCUCCCAGACAUAUCUUGAACAUUUCCCGGAACCGUUUUCAGAGUCGUCGGAACGCCAGCUGGGCUACGCCAGCGACUCUUCCUGUAACAGCUCAGAUGGUGUGCUGGUUAACUUCAGCGCCAUCUAUAAUAACAUGAACAACAGCAUCCCGGCAACCUCUACCAAGCCGCCACCUCUGGCCACCACGACCACCAACCUCAACAGCUCCACCGACCAAUCUUGCACUUCCUCUGUCUGCAUCUGCUCAGUGCUGGAUGAGGAGGCAGGGAGUCGAAGAGGCUCCGGAGGUGGGGGGGCUUUCUACCUAGACCUCCACACCUCCCCCACCGAACCCCCCCACCUCCACUCUCAACAACCCCCCUGCCCCUCCAGCAACACCCUGCCGUUACUCAUCGAACCCCACUCUCACCCUCACCCCACCACCUCCUCCUGCACCUGCUCAGCUGAACACCAGGGGGCUCUAGACCUGGACUCCAACUGUAACUCCUAUCACCCCCCCCACUCCGACUCAGGAAGUGACCUCAUGUCCUGUCUGCGGAGCCAGGCGCGUCUGGUGGUAACCACCCAGAACUACUAUAAGCUGGUGACCUGUGACCUUUCUUCUCCGUCGCCCCCGAGCCCUGCGGGAAGCUCCGCAUCGGUUGCCAGCUGCUCUGACGAGCACAGCAAGGAUAGCCCUGCCCCUGACACGCCCACCGCCACCCAGCCAACCGAAUACUACCUGUUCAGGCGGCCACCGGGAGGAGAGGAGGAGGAGGAGGAAGAGGAGGAGGAGGAGGAGGAGGAGGAGGAAGAGGAGGAGGGAGGAGAGUCAUCACAGCGUGAUGAAGAUGAGGAAGAAAAUUAUGAAGACGAGCAGGACGGGAAGAAGAAGAAGCAGCAGCAGCAGAUGGGUGGAGCCUGUUCAGACCCAAUCAUUGAGGGCCAGGUGUACGUCAACAUCUCCCCUCCUGUGGUUGGCCGAGGACCCAUCGGAGGAGGGCCCAGCCGCCCCCGUUCCCGUAGCUACGACCGGAACCUGGACAUGUCCACGCCCCCUCGGCUCGGCUCAUUGGAGCGCAUGCUGAGCUGCCCUGUCCGUCUCAGUGAGGGCACCGCCCCCCUGGGCCCGUCCCCUCUGCCGCGGGUCACUUCCUUUGCAGAGAUCGCCAAGAGCAAGAGGAAAAAUGGAGGAAGCACGGGCUCUCCUUCUCUCAGGACGGGGGGAUGUUCAGAUCCCUUUUCCUCCACCCACUCGGCCCACUCCCACUCCUCGGCCGACUUCUCCCCCAUCCUGGAGGGCCUGGGUCAGGGUCCGAGCCACAGUUUGCCCUUCCAGCGCUGCUACAGCCAGGGCAGUGUGGAUCGCCACUCACCUGGUGGUGGCGUCAGAGACACACGCUCCAAGGCCGAAGGUGGUCUCUCCAGCUCUUCAUCCAGCUCAGCAGUGGUGCGUUACACUAAAGACCAACGUCCCACCACCCUCCCCAUUCAACCCUUCACCUUCCACCACCAGUUCUCCAAGCCGCCCCAGCCCCUGCUUCCCUUGCUGACAGGCUACGUCUCUGGGAUGCAGGCCCGGGGUGGAGGGCCUUCUGGAGGUCCGGAGGGGGGUGAAGGCGCCAACGACCCAGGGGAAGACUCGAUGCGUUGGUGCCAGGGUAGUGGUGGUGAUGGGAUGGUGUCAGCAGUGGCUACCCUCGGUCCUGGCUCGGUCCGGCCCUCGCCACUGGGUAGCUAUUCCCCGGUCCGCCUCCAGGGAGCGACAUCCAGCUCAGGGACCUGUUCUACCUGUACCCCCAGCCCCCAGCCAACCCGUAGCCUCUCCUGCCCCCUCUCCACCGGGCUCCUGCCCCUUCACCAUACCCCUUCACCAGCGGCAGCUGCCCCUCUGCCACCCACACCUCCGCCCCCAACAUUGGGGGUGAAGCGGGGUGCGGUGCCCCCCAUGUUGCCUCCGGUGCAGGGCCAGGUGCAGGGUCACCACCACCACCACCGUGGGACCCUGCCCACUUUACCGGCCGUUCCCCAGGACAGUGAGACUUCGCUGGGAUACGAGGAGACGACAUUAGACUCCCUGGAGGGGAGCAGAGGACCAGGGCCCAGGACACAACAUGGGCACCACCUCUCUCCACAGACUCUGAAAUGGAGGGAGUAUCGUCGACAGAACCCGUUAGGGGUGGAGAGGUGUUCCUUGGGGGGCUCUGCAGGGUCAGGCGAUCCGCCUCUAUCAGGUAGUCUGGACGGGAACGGUCGUAGGGGCGGGGCCGUUGGUCAGCGAAUCACACGACGGAACGUGUUUGACUUCCCUCCGGCCUCUAGUGGCCACACCCCCCUGGGACGACUCAAUGGCCAGUCUGUGAAGCAGCUGCAGCAGUACUACAGUGACUUCCUGCCAGACUACUUUUCCCUGACCGAGCGUCCUCCAGAAGAGUUCUGUCUCUCUCCGGAUGCCUCCUCUUCCUCGUCAUCCUCCUCUUCCUCACAGUCCCACAUCGCUGUGGACCUGCAGCAGAAGAGAGGUUUAGUCAAAGCCAUCAAUACAGCGGUAGAUUUAAUCGUAGCUCAUUUUGGCACCAGUCGGGACCCUGAUGUGAAGGCGAAGCUCGGUAACAGUUGGGUGAGUCCCAACGUGGGCCACCUGAUCCUUAAGUACCUGUGUCCGGCUCUAAGGGAGGUGCUGGGGGAUGGGCUGAAGGCCUACGUCCUGGACCUGAUCAUCGGACAGAUACGCAACCAGCCCUGGAGCCUGGUAGAGGCCUCCACACAACUAGGCCCAUCCACCCGUGUUCUCCACAGCCUGUUCUCCAAAGUGUCCCAGUACUCAGAGUUCACCAGCCACAGUAUGAGACUCAACGCAUUCAUCUUCGGACUGCUCAACUUGCGAUCUUUGGAGUUUUGGUUCAAUCACCUCUACACUCAUGAAGACAUCGUAGCGACCCACUACCACCCGUGGGGUUUCCUGCCGUUGUCCCAGGGGCCCUGCCAGCCUCUAUUCGAGGAGUUCCUUCUCCUCCUGCAGCCUCUAUCCCUGUUGCCCUUUGACCUUGACCUGCUCUUUGAGCCCCGAUUGGUCCAGAAGGGCCAGGAACACCGUAGACGCAAGGAGCAGCUCUGCUCCGCCUCCACCGGCGAGGACCUGGACCAAUCAUCACGCUCCACCUUCCAGCUCAUGAGGGGGUGGAGCACAGAGUCACGGAGGGCGGAGUCUAUGAGAGAUAAAAGGGAAGGGAGCGGGGCGGGGAAGAGAGAGAGGCUGGGUCUGAGACGAGAGGGAACAUGGCCUAGGAUGGAAGGGGUUGGAGAGAGAGGGAGUAGAGAAGGUAUGAUGCAGAGGACAGGGUCUAGAAGAGAAGGGGUUGGAGAGAGAGGGAGUAGAGAAGGUAUGAUGCAGAGGUCAGGGUCUAGAAGAGAAGGGGUUGGAGAGAGAGGGAGUAGAGAAGGUAUGAUGCAGAGGACAGGGUCUCGGAGAGAAGGGGCGGGGAUGGAUCGUUUAGGAGCAGAACUUUUAGAAGCACAGCCAAUGACGACGGAAGUAGGGACAGGGUUUGCCAAUCUGUGGAGGGAGAGUGGGAGGGGGAGGGGCAUAGAAAGUGGGGGAGGGGAGGAGGAGAGGAGGAAGGAGAGAGAGAGGGUUUGGGCGGAGGAGGGUCGUCAGCGGCAGGAGCGUGAUCGCCAGGCGUGCUGGUGGUACCAGCUCAUGCAGAGUUCCCAGGUCUACAUCGACCAAUCAGCUCAGGGGGGCUCAAAGUUUGUCAAGACUGAGAAGAGGAAGAAGUCUGCGGAGAGGCGGAGCCAGCUCCCGCCCCCCAGGGAAGGCGUGGUGGAAGGGGCGGAGUCUAGCCAGGAUGAGGAGGGUCUCAGAGAGAGAGGGAGAAGCAGGAAGAGCAGCUCCAGCUCCAGUGGUGAGUGGACGGGGUCCAGGGGAAGAGGAAGACUCUCCUGGAUGGGGAGUCCCCCAGAGUCGCUGCUCACCCAGGACAAGGAGAACGAGAUGGAACUGGGGGCCCCAGUGACAGGAGCACCAGAGGCCUCAGUGGCCCAGCCAGCGGCCCAGGCUGAGUGUCCCUCCCAGGGCCAGGGCAUGCGUUGGGGUAGGCUGUUUGGGUCCAGCAUAGGAGGUGGUGGCACCCCCUCCAGGCCAGAGCAGAGAUCAGCCAAAAGUCAGAGCAGGCUGCCGUCCGGCUGGCUGACAGGUCUGGACAUGUCCGUGCUGGACCUCGUAGCUCAGACGGUGGGGGUGGGGACAGGUAAGAGGGUAGAGCCUUCAGCUCCUAUGGCCCCUCCCACUCUGAACCAACCCUCUCCACCUCUUCAGACAGCACAGGAGAGCCACACCAAACAACCCUGUGAAGUACGAGCCCUGUGCCACCACAUAGCCACGGAGCCUGACCAGCUGAGUUUCCAGAAAGGGGACGUACUGAGGGUCCUGAGCCGAGCCGACUCCGACUGGCUCCUCUGCUCCCUGGGGGCCCAGCGGGGCCUGGUGCCUUUCAUCUAUGUUACCCUGAGGGGCAUGGAGGACAGCCAGGUGCCCCAAUGGCCUCAGGGACCACACUGACCUGACAGACUCAACUAGGGUUCCAAAAUUCUGUUUUUUCAGAAAUCACUGUUGGGAGAUUCCUGGAAACAAGAGGUAAUAAGGAGGAAAUCUGUGAUUCCUCCAACCGGGAUUUCUGGUAAACCUAGGGAUUUUGGGAAAGUUAGUCUGAACCGAGGGGCCACCGAUUUUGCAACCCUAGCCCGAACCGAGGGGCAACAUUAAGGAAGGGAGAGUGGGGAAAGGAGGAAAGGACUCAGAGGACCAAAUAUGGACACACAGUAUAUAUUCACUGGGUGGAUACAAGACGAUGGAUACUCAUGAUGCUGAUAUGACUGAUAUGACUGGUUUAAAGUGUAAUUAUUGUACUGUGGGAUGAAACACAGACGGAUACACACACACAAACACACAGAUGUAAACAUGCAUGUAUGUACAUAUACAUAUACAUAUACACACAGGCACGAACAAACAGACUUCUCUACGCAUGCAUCUACACUAAACUCAUGCAUGCAUACAUUCAGACUAUACUCACACACACACACACACACACACACAUACCAAAACAAACCAAAACAAACUGUAUGGGAAUACCAAACAGAGACACAUGGCUAGCUACAGAGACUGCCUUAGCUCAGCCGAUAUAUAUAUAUACCACACCUAGCUGUGCUUUACUUUACCAUGCCCUAGAAAUAUAUCAAUCACCUAGCUGUGCCACACUUUGAAUGCAGAUGCUAAUGCUAAAUGCUAGUGUAAAUGCUAGUGCUAGUCCUUGUCCUAGUGCUAAAUACAAGUGCUAGUGCUAAAGCUAAUGCUAGUGCUAAUGCUAAUAGAAAACUUCAGGAGACUGGUUAAAGGACUUGUCAUUAAAUGUAUCCACACUGACAUCAUGCUACUUGAUUUACUUAAUUAGCCCAGAGUACCCCUGCUUUGUAGUAGGAUGCUAGUAUGAAAAGUAGUGUUGUUACAAAACAGAAAAGAGGGAAAAAAAGACAAUAUUGUUUGCGUGAUUUAUCUCUGGGUGUGUCUUCUGACAGCUGUCGUCGUUUCUCUGUGUGAGCUAAAUACAAAUGGACAGACAGAAAACCCGGUUUGAACUGGCUUCAUUAAUUCCUCGUCAUCUGCAAAUUCCUGAUACUCAUCAUCUUGGUAACACAAUGAUUUUGGAUGGACUUAUGAACCUGACUGAUUGGACAAAGCCAACAACAUCCUCUGGUUCCUCCCUUCACUUCCUGUUUGUUUUGGUGGAUGGGAUGAACUGACCUAUCACUGCAGGUGUUGGGAAGGAAAAGGGUGGAGCCAGGCCUAGUGCAUGUAACCUAGCAACAAACUGACAACGUUUUUGUGUCUUUUCAACUCUUCUUCACCUCUGUUAGAACCCCAAAACCAUAGCUCCUCCCACCUGCUCCACCCCUCUCUCCUUUAUCCAAUAAAACUGCACAGCUUUCAGGAGGAUACUGUACCUCUGGUACAGAGAAAACGAAGAUGUUCAAGAGGCUAUGAGCUGUAUGUGUCUAUAUAUAUAUAUCCAGUCUGUAAAUGUAUAUACGACUUACUUAUUUAUUGAUUAACGACUAAUGACGAUAUCAUUUAUUAUUGUUGAGGAAAACCGUGUAGUAGAGGUGGAUAAAGAAGGAAGGAUGUCGAAUGAAAGCAACACAUGGCUUUGGAGGUCUGUUCAGGUGCUUUGGUGAAUUUUUCUGAACGUGUUGGGGAGAAGGCUGUACAAACCAAUGGAGAGCCAGCUCCACCCCAACCUCCCUAUUCUAAAACGCUCUAAAAGUGGGCUUUUCUAAAAAUAUAAUAGAAGUACACUGAAUGUUUUCAUUUCAAGCAAAAAUAUAUAUACUUCAAAUGAUUCUGAUUGGUUGUAUGUAAUUGAGAAAGAGAGUAUUGUUUAUUGCAUAUGCCGUAAAGUGCUUGAGAAAGAACCACGGGAGAGCUGAUAUGCUGGACGUAUUUAGCCAUGACCAUGCCUAUGGUCCCUACAUGAUGUUUUAUAUACGCGACGGUACGUCCAACCAGCCACUUUCCCUGGGUUUCAGUCCUGAGAGCUCUCAGGUUAUCUGGUGGGAAAUAUUUUUGAGGAUAGGAGGCAUUUUAGAAGAAACCCCAAUGCAUUUAGUGGAUUCAGAUGUUUCAAAUGUUGCCUUAGGUUCAGAUUGAGCUGUACUGGUAAACUAGGUUCAGAUUGAGCUGUACAGGUACACUAGGUUCAGAUUGAGCUGUACUGGUAAACUAGGUUCAGAUUGAGCUGUACUGGUAAACUAGGUUCAGAUUGAGUUGUUCAGGUAAACUAGGUUCAGAUUGAGCUGUACUGGUAAACUAGGUUCAGAUUGAGCUGUACUGGUAAACUAGGUUCAGAUUGAGCUGUACUGGUAAACUAGGUUCAGAUUGAGCUGUACUGGUAAACUAGGUUCAGAUUGAGCUGUACAGGUAAACUAGGUUCAGAUUGAGCUGUACUGGUAAACUAGGUUCAGAUUGAGUUGUACUGGUAAACUAGGUUCAGAUUGAGCUGUACUGGUAAACUAGGUUCAGAUUGAGCUGUACUGGUAAACUAGGUUCAGAUUGAGCUGUACAGGUAAACUAGGUUCAGAUUGAGCUGUACAGGUAAACUAGGUUCAGAUUGAGCUGUACUGGUAAACUAGGUUCAGAUUGAGCUGUACUGGUAAACUAGGUUCAGAUUGAGCUGUACUGGUAAACUAGGUUCAGAUUGAGCUGUACUGGUAAACUAGGUUCAGAUUGAGCUGUACAGGUAAACUAGGUUCAGAUUGAGCUGUACUGGUAAACUAGGUUCAGAUUGAGCUGUACUGGUAAACUAGGUUCAGAUUGAGCUGUACUGGUAAACUAGGUUCAGAUUGAGCUGUACAGGUAAACUAGGUUCAGAUUGAGCUGUACUGGUAAACUAGGUUCAGAUUGAGCUGUACUGGUAAACUAGGUUCAGAUUGAGCUGUACUGGUAAACUAGGUUCAGAUUGAGCUGUACAGGUAAACUAGGUUCAGAUUGAGCUGUACUGGUAAACUAGGUUCAGAUUGAGCUGUACUGGUAAACUAGGUUCAGAUUGAGCUGUACUGGUAAACUAGGUUCAGAUUGAGCUGUACUGGUAAACUAGGUUCAGAUUGAGUUGUUCAGGUAAACUAGGUUCAGAUUGAGCUGUACAGGUAAACUAGGUUCAGAUUGAGUUGUUCAGGUAAACUAGGUUCAGAUUGAGUUGUUCAGGUAAACUAGGUUCAGAUUGAGUUGUUCAGGUAAACUAGGUUCAGAUUGAGCUGUACUGGUAAACUAGGUUCAGAUUGAGCUGUACUGGUAAACUAGGUUCAGAUUGAGCUGUACAGGUAAACUAGGUUCAGAUUGAGCUGUACUGGUAAACUAGGUUCAGAUUGAGCUGUACUGGUAAACUAGGUUCAGAUUGAGCUGUACAGGUAAACUAGGUUCAGAUUGAGUUGUUCAGGUAAACUAGGUUCAGAUUGAGUUGUUCAGGUAAACUAGGUUCAGAUUGAGUUGUUCAGGUAAACUAGGUUCAGAUUGAGCUGUACUGGUAAACUAGGUUCAGAUUGAGCUGUACUGGUAAACUAGGUUCAGAUUGAGCUGUACUGGUAAACUAGAGCUGGUAAAAAAGGAUUAAACCCUAAUAUAAUGUCAAAACAUUGUGGUUUAAGUCCUAGAUUAGGGUUUGUAGAGCCUAAAUAAUUCACAAUGAAAUUAUGUAAAUUAACAUAAAAAAUGAUAGGUAAGAAAAACCUAAUAUUGCCAGGACGAAUCCACGAGGACAAGGGUUAGGUUCAAUCAGAUAAGAGUUAACCUAGCUUGUAGAUAAAGGUGUAUUAUUACUCUUAAAAAAGUAUUUGUAAAAAUGUAUUUAGUUCUUUUAUUUUGUUGUACAGUUAUAUUUUUUUAUAUAUUUUUUUUCUUAUUUUAAUUUUAUUUUACAUAAAUGAUUUAAAUAUUUUGUUAUCUCUAAAUUAAAUAUAUUUAAAAUCUUCAAUAAUUAAUUUUGAAAGAUAGGGGUUGAAAUAUGGAUGGUAACAGCUGUACUUUAAGACAUUAUUGCGUUAAUAACAAGCUUUUUAAAAUGUGAGUUCGUAUCAUGUUAUGGGCAAAGGACAUAACAUAUCAUAUUAUGUUAAAUGCCAGUUAUGGGGAUAAAUACCUGCCCAAAUUAUUAUGAAUAUAACCAUAUAUUUGUUCUUGUGUUUUGGCACAUAUCCAUCUUCAUAACUUGAGGAAAGAUGUCAGUUGUGCAGAAAAUUAGCAGGAAAUGUGCAGAAAAUGCAAGAUAUGCAGAUGAGGAUGAGGGUUUUGUUAGUCUUCCAGGUACAGUUUGCUAUUCAUUGACAUCCUCCUGCAGGGUCAUACUACGGGACAGACAGUAUUGUACUGUAGUAGAGGUCUUAGUGAUGGAUAGAGCAGGGGGGGAGAGAGAGAGAGAAAAGAUACAGUGACAUUUGUAAAACGGUGCAGAUGGAUUUUACCCCUCCUUCAUAAUUAGAAGUGUUUCAUUUAUUGUUAUAUUAUUUAAUCUUUAUAAUAGCUAGCGACCUCCUGUGGCCAAAAUACGGUACUGGUUCUGGUCUUGCCUCUACUUGGGAGUGAUAGGCAGAAUUAGAAAGAAGCUAAUGUAUCUCUCUCUCUCUCUCUCUGUCUCUCCUGUUCCUCUCGUCCAUGUUCCGAUAGAAGUAAACUGUUCCUCAUUCUGUAUUCUGUAUCACCGUGGCACCACUACUGUUCUCCGUGCCCAUAUGACGUGUGUAACACGUCCGUUGUCCAUGCUAUAUCAACGUGCUAUGGAUGUUAAUAACAAAGUGCUCAUGUGAUCAUA
Molecule: messenger RNA, 10660 nt
Organism: Oncorhynchus keta (chum salmon)
Lineage: Eukaryota; Metazoa; Chordata; Actinopteri; Salmoniformes; Salmonidae
Product: AP-4 complex accessory subunit RUSC2-like
Exons: 16
Coding region: 394-5865 (1823 amino acids)
Cellular component (GO): cytoplasmic vesicle
Molecular function (GO): protein binding
Source: RefSeq, a predicted model, not a curated record